Plasmodium adleri (nom. inval.) is the source of this 3372-nucleotide messenger RNA. Its product is annotated as vacuolar protein sorting-associated protein 33, putative. Lineage: Eukaryota; Apicomplexa; Aconoidasida; Haemosporida; Plasmodiidae. The coding region runs from base 1 to 3372 and encodes 1123 amino acids. Gene Ontology annotation, biological process: intracellular protein transport; vesicle-mediated transport. The record is from RefSeq and is a predicted model, not a curated record. The transcript has a single exon.
AUGAAUAGUCUUGAGGAACUGAAAGAGCAGGAAAGGAUUUUGCUUUUAAACAUAUUACAAAAUUUUGAAGGAAAGAAAUGCCUUUUUUUUGAAAAAUCUCUACAUGUUAUGCUGAAUGUUAUAUUAAACGAUGAUGAUAUAAAUAAAGAACAAAUAGAAAAUAUAUUUUUCAUACAUAAAAUAAACGAUUUAAAUGUUAAUGAAGUUAAUAAUAUAUCUAAUAUAUUAUUUUUUUUACGUCCUUAUUUUUAUGAAAUUAAAAAUAUUUUUGAAAUAAUUGAUAAAAUAGAAAAAAGCAAAUCCAUUAAAAAAAAAAAUAAUUAUGUAUUUAUAUUUGUUCCUUAUAUGAGUUAUCUAUGUAAACAAGAAAUAUUAAAACAUAAUGUUUUAGAUAUUCCUCUAAAAAUUAUUCUUUUCCCUCUUUAUUUUUUCCCCUUAUAUAAUGAUGUAUAUAGCUUAGAAAUAAAAAAUAUAUUCAAAGAAUAUUAUGUAGACAAUGAUUUUAGUAAUCUCAUUUUUUGUUCCUUUAGCUUAAUGUUUCUUCAGUCACUUUUUAAUGGAGUUUUUAAAAAUAUCAAAUCCAUAGGAAACCUAUCACAAUUUAUUUCUGAACAAUUAAUACAAUUAAGAAAAGAAAUUGUAGCUAGUAAUUUUAAUAUACAAUCUCCAAAUAAUUUUCAAGACGAUUUUUAUGAUAUCCUAACCAAUAUACAAAAUUUUCAAGACCUCAAAAAUUUUAAAAACCACAACAACACCACAGUGGUCCCUCUUAAAUAUGCGCUUCAUAAAAUAUUUAUAGGAGAAAAAAAAAAUAAAAUAAAAAAAAAAAAUAAAAAAAAAAAAAAAAGGAAUAAGCUAAGGUUAUCUAUGAGCGAUGGGGGAGACGAAUAUUUUAAGAGUUUAAGUAAGGAGCAGGAACAGAGUGGAGAUGAUGAAGAUGAUGGAGAUGAAGAUGAAGAUGAAGAUGACGAUGAUGGAGAUGAAGAUGAUGAAGAUGAUGAAGAUGAUGGAGAUGACGAUGAUGAAGAUGAUGAAGAUGAUGGAGAUGACGAUGAUGAAUAUGACGAUGAUGACGAUGACAAUGACGAUGAAAAUGACGAUGACAAUGACGAUGAUAAUGACGAUGAUAAUGACGAUGACAAUGACGAUAACAAUGACGAUGACAAUGACGAUGACAAUGACGUUUACAAUGACGAUGAUGAUAACCAUGACAGUGUGAAUAAACCUUCUAGUCCAAAAGAAAGAAGAACAAAAAAAAUAGACAAUGAAAACCUUAUUAAUUUUUCAAAUGAGGAUGCAUCCAAUCCAUAUUUUAAAUCACCCAAGAAAAAAACGAGCUCUUCUCAAAAUAAUGAUUCUGAUAAAAAUGAAGAAGAAGAAAAAAAAGAUCACGACCAAAAAGAAAAACAUAAUAUAUUAGAAGAACAUAUAAGUAGAGAGGAAAAAUUAAAUGACGAUUCUAAAAUAAAUAAUGUUUUAAUACAUAAUGAUAAUAAAAACAUAAUUAAUAAUUAUAUGGAUAAUUAUUCACAAAAAGAUUCAUCAAAUGAUGAUAAAAAUAAUUUCAUUGUAAAAAGAGAAGAUUCAUACUUUACUAUUAAUAAUAAUAAUAAAAUAAAAAAGAAUGAAAAGGAUAGUAUUAUAGAUGAAGAAAUAAAACAUGAGGAGUUACAAAAAUGUGAAGAGAAAGAAGGGAAAAAUUAUCAAGAUGAAUAUAAAAAUGAAUAUAUCCAAAAAAAUAAAAUUAAAAAAAAAAAAAAAAAUAGUUUAUCCAUUAAUAAUUUAUAUUUAAAUGAUGAAAAGGAAUAUAGUGAGUUAUUAUGUGAUAUAAAUUAUAUAUCUGAAAAUAAUGAACAACAAAAUAAAAGCAACAACAAAAACAAAAAUAAAAGUAACAAUAAUAAUAAUUAUAAUAAUAAUAAUAAUAAUAACGGUGUGGCCAUAUCCAAUAAGAGAAAAAAGAAAAAGAAAAAAAUUCAGAAUUUUAGUGAGAAUAAUAAUAUUGACCAUAAUUUUAUGAUCCAUUGUGAUAAUACAAAAUAUUUAAUGAAAAAAAAAGAUAGAGAUAAUUUAGAAAAAAAAAAUAAAAAAGAAAAAAAUUAUUUAUUAGAAAAGAUUGGAAUAUCUAAUUUUAAUUUUUUAUUAAAUGUUUGUGAUGAUAUAGAAUCGUGUAUUAUUAUUGAUAGACGUGUAGAUAUGAUAACACUAUUUUGUACUCCUUUUACAUAUGAAGGAUUAAUAGAUCAUUUUUUUGGCAUUGAGAAUUUACAAAUAGAAAUACCUAGAUAUAUUAUAUUUAAUGAAGAAAAUAAAGAAAAAAGACCAUAUAAUAAUAAUAAUAUGAUUAAUAAUAAUAAAUUUGAUAACUCAUAUGGUGAUGGUAAUGGAAUAAACAAAAUGAUGAAGGUAAGAGUAAAAUUAAAAAGUUCAGUAGAUGUAUUAUAUAAUGAUAUAAAAGAUCUUAGUCAAAAUGAAAUAGGAAGCUUUUUACAUAAAAAAGCUAGUGAUAUACAAAAAACAUAUAAAGAAAAAGAUACUUUAAAAGAUAUUGAAGAAAUUAAUCAAUAUAUGAGGAUAUUUAAAGAAAAACAUUAUGAACAUAACUCUUUAUCAACACAUGUUAAUAUAGCAUCUUUUAUUUUAAAUAAUAUAAAAAAAGAAUAUAAUUUUAAUAAAUUAAAAUUAGAAGAUGAAAUUAUACAACUAGAUACAAAUACAAAUAAAAAUAUAAUAUUAUCUAUUGUUAAACAUAUACAACUAUUAAUUUAUAGUAAUGAAGAUAUUUAUGAAGUAUAUAGAUUAUUAUGUUUAUUCUCAAUUCUUACUAAUGGUAUUAAUCAAAAUUAUAUUAAUGAAUUAAAAAAAGAUAUUAUAGAACAAUAUGGAAUAAAAGAAUUAACUAGAUUAAAUAAACUAUAUACAUGUAAUAUAUUAAAAUUUAAUAAUAAACAAAAAUUCUUAUGGUGUCAAUUAAAAAAUAAUUUUCAAUUAUUAUCAAAUGAUGAAAAUGAUAUAUCCUAUGUAUGUAAUGGAUAUGCACCAUUAUCUGUUCGUUUAAUAGAAUAUAUCGGAGCAUUAAAAAAUAAUUUACAAGUCUUCCCAGAAAUAUUUAAUCUACUUAAUGGACCAACUUUAGAUAUCAUACAAAAUCCUAUAGGAUAUGAACCCAUACCAAUACAAAACAAAAAUAAAAAUAAUCAAAUUAAUCUAAAUAACAAAAAAAAAAAUGUUCUUCUCUUUUAUAUAGGAGGUAUAUCAUAUGCAGAAAUAGCAUCCAUAAGAGCAUUAAAUAAAAAAAACCAAAAUUAUAAUUACUUAAUUUUUACAACAGAAAUUGUGAGCUCAAAGAAAUUCUUACAAUCAAUGGAGUAA